CGGCGAGGACAAGAGCAACGGGGGCAAGAUCCCCGCACCCGUCUUCGAUGGCACGAGCAAGACCAUGAAGAAGCACCGCCGAGAGGUCGCCACCUGGCAGAUCGGGACCGAGGUCAAGCCGCCCAAGCAGGGAGCGACCUUGCUGGCCAGCCUGAAGGGCAAGGCCGAGGAGGCGUGCGAGGAGCUCGACCUGGACGCCAUCAAGGGCGACGACUCGGUGGAGGUGUUCCUGGAGUACCUCGGGAAGCGCUUUCCCGAGAUCGAGGCGCUGGAGGCCCCAGCGCUGCUGGAGACCUUCGUGCGCCCUGCCUGCGUCCGGCACAAGUACGAGGAGAUCCGCGACUACAACAACCGCUUGAACGGAAUCGCCACCAAGCUGAAGGCCAAGGGCAUCCAGGUGCCCGACGAGGUCUUGGCGGACCUGUACAUCAAGGGGGCCCGCCUACCCCCGGAGCGCGCGGCGAGCGUGCUCAACGGUGUGGGCAACCAGUUCAACCCCACCAAGAUUCAGGAGCAGUUGAUGAUCAACUUGCCCAAGGUAUCGGUCGUGGACGGCAACAAGGACAGCCACGACAAAGGAGGCUACGGAGGUCACAAGAACAAGGACCACAAGCGGGCGUACGCCACGGAGACCUACGAGGAGGAUCGUAGGGCCGAGUUCGACGGCGCGUCCUCAGACAGCUCCGACGACUACGAGGACGAGCUGCCCGACGAGCUGCAGGACGCGAUCGACGAGGCGGAGGAGCAGGUUGCCUUCUUCACCAAGAAGAUGGUGCGCGCCAAGGACAAGCUGAAGGAGGCGAAGCAGGCACGCGGCUACUUCGCCAAGCGCGACGGCGGCAACCCGCCGAAGAGAGACGAUCCCAAGAUCGCCAAGAUGAAGGCAAGGACACACUGCGGCGCAUGUGGCCAGAAGGGCCAUUGGCGCGGUGACCCGCAGUGCUCGAAGAAGAACGACCCUAGCGCCAAGGAGCCUCACGUGGCGGAGAUGACGGUCGCGGCGGUCUACCAGCAGGACCAGCGGGCCGCAGCUCGCGACAGGAAGUACGGCGCGCUGCACAGCAUCGACGGGAUGCAGAUGCGCCAGGCCGCCGGGCUACCCGAAGAAGUUGCGGCAGCGGCGUUCUUCAUCAAUAAGGACCACCAGUGCCUGAUGGCCGCGACGAGCUCGGCGCUUAUCUACCUCAGCGUCGAGGACCUGCUGAAGGAGUCGGGGGGCAAGCUGACCUUCGACACGGCCUGCACGCGGUGCGUCGGCGGCCUAGACUGGUACAACGACAUCAAGAAGAGGCUGGCCGCCUUCAACAUCCAGCCCAUCGAGUACCCCGAGAAGGAGCCGUUCCGGUUCGGGGCGUCGAAGGUGGUGUUCAGCCUCAAGGCGGCGCUGAUCCCCUGUUCGGUGAACGGCAAGGCCUUCACCGUCCGCAUGAGCAUCGUGCGCAGCGCCGUGCCAGGACUGUUCAGCCGCAAGGCCCAGAGCGAGCUGGACACAGUCUACCACGCCGGAGACAACAAGCUGGACAUCAAGUCGAUCGACGAGCACGACAUCCAGAUGGGCCUGAGCCGCGCCGGACACCCGACGCUGGACAUCACAGGCUUCACGCCGAGCUACAAGCCCGUUUCGGACGUCUCGGAUACCAAGGCCGAGAUUCGUCUCCACCCUUGCGCUUCUUACCACGCUGAGACAGCUGUGGCCAGCGCCGCCAAGCCGGUGGUGCCCGAGGCUCGCCGCCAAGGGGUCGCCUCGGAGGCCGACGAGUCUCAGUCGGACACUGACUGCGACGCGCUCGAUAGCGCCGAACUGUUUGAGCAGCAGGUGCGCCAGGAGACGAGCCCGGGGAGCAGCAACCAUAACUUGCCGACGACGAGUGCUGCCCGUCUCCCGGCGAUAUCCAGCAUGCGGAUGCCGGAGCUGCAGGCCGAGGUGGCAAGCUACGACUUGGAUGUGCGCGACGCCACGUGCGACCAGCCCCGGGUGAUCUUGCGUGCGCUGAGGGCCGAGGACCGCGAGAGCACGCCGCAGGACGACUACGUCCCGGGGCCUGGCAAGAAGAACAAGGGGGAGCUCCAGCAGCUGUGCCAGGCAGCGCCUCAAGGGCUGAAGGUCGAGGACGCGGCCAGCAGUGCCUCGGCAACGGUGGCUCAUCCGAGCUCACAGAUCACCGGGGCCGACAAGAUGCGCUUCGGCAAGUACCCCACGGCGGACUACCGCUGGGUGCUCAAGAACGACCUGGGCUACGCGCAGUGGGCGGUCCUGGAGCUCAACAGCAACCGGGCAAGCCCGCUUCUGGCGCGGUUUGUCAGGUGGGUCAAGGCGCACGGAGUGCAGCCCCUUCCCCCGGAGAAGGCCAAGACCACCUUGGAGGCAGUGAUGGCCGAGGAGGUGGUGCUAGACGACGAGUGGGUGGCGCCAGCGGCGACGACCACGAGGGCCUCAGCAAGCCGGGGGAGCUGGGCCGGGCAUCGGCGCCAGCGUCCUCCGGAGCCGCACGAGAUGGACACCAGCGACAUGGGCUUCGAGAAGGCGGGCGAGACCGACAGGGAGGAUCACCCGCGGCGACCAGGCAUCAAGAAGGGCAAGCGCGUCGGCCUCCUCUACCAGGUCACGGGCUUGCUGAGCGCCUUCGCCUUUAAGACGGUGCUCACCGCGGACUGGCUGGCUAGACCUCUCAAGCCAGUGGUGCAGCAUGCUACCAGUGCUGCACGAGACGUGGUCGACCACGUCCAGAACUUCAAGGAGGCCUACAGCGUUCGCAGCCACCGCGUGGACGUCACGCAGGUGUUCGGAGGCGAAGGCGGCAUCACCGAGGCGGCGUGGAAGCGCCAGAUGACGGCCACAGAGGUGAUCGACCGCAAGUACGGAUGGGACUUACGCAAGCAGAAGGACCUCGACGCGACGUACGACCUGUACUACGCCUCGAGGCCGAAGUUCGUGUCAAUCGAACUACCCUGCACCCACUACACGAACAUCACGCACCUCAACUUUCGGACGCCGCAGGCCAAGCAGGCGUUCCGGCGGAUCUGGAGGGCGGAGCGGCCGUUCCUUUUAUUGGCCCGCGACCUCUUCAAGUACCAGCUCGACUCUGGUGACAUGGCCAUGAUCGAGAACCCGGCCACCAGCCGGCUAUGGACACAACGCGCGAUUUUGGAGCUACUGGCAGACGAGCGCGUGCACCAGGUGAGGUGCGACAUGUGCGAGUACAAAGCUCGACACUACAAGACGGGGGGACUCAUCAAGCACCCCGCGAAGCUGCUCGUUACCCACAAGGAGUUCGAGCAGCUGAAGCGCACCUGCAGCCACAAGCACCACGACCAGACCUUCGGGGACAACGUGGCGGUGCGCAUGUCUGGCGUUUAUCCUGCUAAGUUCUGCCGAGCGGUGGUGCGCAUCGUGGAGCAAGUUAUUGGCCAGCAAGGUGGGCAGCGCGCCUACCAAGUGGACUGCCAGUCGCACUCGUCGCCCUUCAUCGUGACAGUGCCCAGGGGGCAGGCCACCGCCUACGUGAACGACACCGCGCCCCUGGGAGAAACGGGCGAGCCUGAUGGGGGCCCAGACCCCAUGGGCGGCGGAGACGACUUCGCCGACACUCACGACGUGCGGGCCGAAGAUACUGUGGACGGCAGGAGACCAGCGCACCUCCACUUUGUGCAAGAUUUUGGAGACGACGUCGGCUUCGACUGUUUCGAGCUCAAGGACGUCGACGGCAAGAGCUACUGGUACAUCAGCGUCGUCGACCUGGCUACCACCUUCCACGUCGCGACGCUGAUCGGUCGCCACACCAGCCAGGAGUUCGCCGCCGCGUUCGAGAGGUGCUGGGCCUCCUGGGCGGGCGUGCCAGACCGAGUCCACUUCGACAUGGAGAAGGGGUUCGGCGGCGCCCUCAGCGAGCUGUUCCAGUCAUUCAACACGAUUCAGCUGCCCAUCGCCGGUCAGGCACAUUGGCAGCUCGGUCGCGUGGAACGCCAGGGAGCUUGGUGGAAGGAGCUCGCGGCGAGGACGAUCGAGCACUCGUCGAUCAGGGGCGAGGACGAAAUGCGGACGCUGGCCAUCAUGGUCUCGGGCGCGAAGAACUCGCUGAGAAGGCGAGCAGGCUUCAGCCCCGCGCAGUGGGUGCUGGGACGCGACCCCAAGAUGCCCGGAGACCUAGUGGACGAUACGGCCAACUACAGCGCCCAUAGCCUCGCGGCCAACGACGAGAAGAUUCGCCGACGAUAUGCUAUUCGGACGGCGGCGCGCGAGUCGUUCAUGAGGAUGCAGAACGACGACCAGCUCCGGCGAGCUAUGUUGGCUCGCGCGCGCGCGGUGGCGACGCCCUUGUCAGUGGGCGAGAUGUGCUACGUCUUCCGCCAGGUCAAGAAGAAGGAGCAGCGGGAGCAGCACAACCGCAACGCCAAGAAGGGCAUCUGGCGGGGGCCGUGCGUAGUCAUCGGCCACCAAGGCGAGAACACCUGGGUCUCGCUAGGAGGGCACGCCAUGCUGGUGGCCCCGGAGCACAUCAAGGCACUCGCUCCGGACGACGUCUGGUUCCCGAACGGCAGGGGCGAGAUCGGUCAGGCCGUGGCCGAGCUCAACCGGGCUCGCGACUCGCUCGAACAGGAAGAGGCUCCGGUGGAGGACAUCCGCCCGGCGCCUGGCGAGCCCGAGGUCAAGCCAGACGAGAUGGAGCAGGCGUGGCGGGAAUUUAUCGACAACCCGGACGACAGCGACCUCAGGCUGAACGUCUCCGAGGAUCCGCCCCAGCAGGAGCAGAUCCAGGUGCUGCCCGCCGACGUACCGCAGCAAGCUGAAGAAGAGCGAACCUACGGCCCUGACGAGUUCCGACGACGUCGAGCUACCUUCGACGGAGGGGGCAGCGGCGACUUCGGCCCGGCCUUCAAGCGCCUCCAGACCGAGAGGGAGCACGCAGGCUCGGGCGCCCUGCCCGCAAGGGCAACUUCGCGCGACCGCGCGGCGGCGCCCGAUCAAGAGGCAGCAGCCGGACCCGGAGCAGAAGGAGCCCGCCAACGUUCGAGGUCGGCUCCAAGACAAGUACUGCAAACCUCCAUCGUGACCGAGAGGAUCAAGCGCAAGCAGGCCGACAAGGAGAUCCACUGGAGGGCCAUCAAGGACUCCGAUCAGGAGCUCUUCAGGGAAGCGGCCGCCAAGCAGUGGAGCGAGUGGCAGAAGUAUGGCUCUUGUCAGGUACUCUCCAUCGAGGAGUCCGAGGCGAUCAGGGGCAUGAUCAAGCCCAGCCUCAUCCUGCCCAGCCGGUUCGUGUACCGGGACAAGAACGCCCCGCUGCGGACCGACAAGCAUCCGCUGCCGGUCAAGGCGAAGGCCCGACUCUGCGUCGGGGGUCACAUGGACCCGCGCCUCGCCCAGGGCGACCUGCGGACGGACGCGCCCACGGUCACCCGCAACUCGACCAUGCUGUUCUUCACCAUCUGCCAGAGGUUCGACCUGGAGAUCUACGCGGCGGACGUGGAGGCGGCUUUCAUGCAAGGCGACGAGCAGCCCGACCAGCAGCUGUGCCUGGCCCAGCCUCGCGAAGGUCUGCCUGGGCCCAACCCGAAGCAAGUGAUCAAAAUCCUCAAGGGAGUUUUCGGGCUGGCGACGGCACCGAGACAGUGGUGGGCGAAACUCAAGAGGACGUUGCUCGCGGUGGAGGAGAAGCUGAGCGACAACUACGUGAUUCGCCUACACCAGCACUCGCUGGACCCAGCGCUGUACUACGGCUACGACCAGCACGGGGAGCUUUGUGCGGUGGUGGUCGCCCACGUGGACGACUUGCUGCUGGGGAUCUCGCGCAAGUACCCGGGCCUCUACGACAGGCUUCACAAGCUGUUGCCCCGGGGCGACUGGCGAGGCUUGCCCUUUACCUUUUGCGGCAAGCAGGCCUGGCGAGAUCAAGAAAGAGUGCUACAUCUACGGCAGACCGAGUACGCGAACACCAUCGAGGAGAUUCCGCUCAGCAAGGAGCGCAAGACGGAACUGUCGUCAGAUGCUACGCCAGCUGAGUUCUCGGACAACCGCUCCGCGCUCGGAGCGCUCGGGUGGCUUUCAUCGCAGACUCGCCCCGACCUGGCAGCUGGAGUGGCCAUGGGGCAGCGAGCCCAGAACAAGCCCACCAUCCAGGACUUGCUCGAGACGAACAGGCUCAUCAAGCUGGCGCGGAAGCACGCGGACGUGGGCGCCAUCUCCAAGUUGCUCGCGAAGACCGUGGGAGGAACCAGUAAGGACAAGAAUAUCAAGAUUCGCUCGCAGGCCGGCUACGUGACUUUUCUCGCAGUCACAGAUUGCGCCAGCUUGUACGAUACGAUGCACAAAGACGGUUCUUCCAAGCUCCCGUCAGAGCG
Prorocentrum cordatum is the source of this 6336-nucleotide messenger RNA. NCBI's taxonomy places the organism in Eukaryota, Dinophyceae, Prorocentrales, Prorocentraceae. The record is from the annotation of a GenBank genome assembly.